AAGUGCUGACUCCAAGUGUCAGUUAGGUGGUUCAAGUUGUGGAAUGGCAAGCUUUGGAACCAAAAUCCAAAUGGCUAGAAUUGUCAAUAGAAUCAUCCAUAAAAGUCAGGUGGUGAUGGAUUGAUCAUAGCCUUCUGAUACUAACAAUAACAUCAUUGGAUGUAAACUUUGUCAAAGAGACAUUAAGAACCCUACAAACUUUAAAUGCUUGUCUACAGCCACCAUUAUUUAACGAUUAUUCAAACAGAUAAAUAUCAUGCUGUGUCCCAAAGGAUGAACUAAUACAAAUAUCAGAAAUAUAAGCACUACACUUAUGUCCAAUUUGGUCUAAAGACUAAUCAAAAGGCUUAGACCUCAGGGCAUCAUAUCAAUGAAAGCCAGUUUCUUCCUACUUUUCCUGCUGGCUUUCUGCUCUUCUAUACACAAGACUUUACCUACUACAAAAACAGACUUAAUCUCUACAAAUCAAUUGAUUAAAGAUGGUGAAACUAUUGUUUCAUCCCGUGGAACUUUUGAGCUGGGAUUUUUCAGCCCCAGCGGUUCCUCAAAUAGAUAUAUUGGGAUAUGGUACAAGCAAAUUCUUCCUUAUGUGCAAACAGUUGUAUGGGUUGCCAAUAGAGAAAAACCACUCACAAAUACAUCUUCUGCUGUUUUGAAGGUCAGCAAGCCAGGAACACUUGCUCUACUCAAUGACAAGAAUGAAACUAUAUGGUCCACUAACACUUCAAGAUCAGUCCAAAAUCCAGUUGCAAUGCUUUUAGAUACUGGUAAUCUUGUUGUAAAAGAUGCAAAGGAUGACUACCCAGAAGAUUUCCUCUGGCAGAGCUUCCAUUUUCCAACUGAUACGCACAUGCCAGGUAUGAAGCUUGGCAAGAAUUUUAAAACUCGACAUGAGGUUUACCUUUCAGCAUGGAAGAACAAUAAUGAUCCAGCUCCAGGCGAAUUCACUCGUAACAUUGAUCCUACUGGAUAUCCACAGGCCCUCACCAAACGUGGCACAAGUGUAUCGGCUCGUAUAGGACCAUGGAAUGGUUUACGAUUUAGUGGGUCACCUAUACCACUACUAGAAUGCUGCCAUUUUCACUUUAUUUUCAACAAAGAGGAGGUUUACUAUAGCUUUUCACUCAUUAACAGCUCGGUUUUAACAAGACUAGUCCUGACGAGCAACGGUGAUAUACAACGUUUGACGUGGGUGGAUCGGACAAAGAGAUGGAAUAUUUACUACAAUUUACCUGCAGAUAACUGUGAUACAUAUAGCUUAUGUGGUGCCUAUGGGAGCUGUGAUAUAGAUAAUACACCUACUUGUGGAUGUUUGGAGAAGUUUAUAGCUAAACAUACACAACAAUGGGAAAAGGGAGAUUGGUCAGAAGGGUGUGUUCGGAGGACACCUUUAGAUUGCAACAAGGAACAUGUAUUUCGAAAAUAUUCUAGAAUCAAGUUGCCGGAUACUAAGCACUCUCAGUACGAUAAAACCAUGACACUUGAAGGUUGCAGGCAAGUAUGCUCAAGGAACUGCUCCUGCACAGCUUAUUCAAGUCUCGAUGUAAGCAAUGGAGACAAAGGUUGCUUAUUUUGGUUUGGGGAAUUGAUUGACAUCAGAAAGCUGCCUGAAAGAGGACAAGACAUUUACAUCAGGAUGGAUUCUUCAGAGCAAGAAUCUGAGGCAGGUUCAAAAAUAAAGAAGGAAAAGAUACUCGCAGUGAGUUUCUCAUUGUUAAUGGCAAUGAUUCUGCUAAGCCUGAUUAUGUUGUUGUACAAACGGAAAAGGAAGAAACUGAAACUCAAAGAAGAUUCUGAGCUGCCAGUGUUCCAAUUGUCGACAAUAACAAGAGCCACAAAUAACUUUUCAGAGAGCAACAAGAUCGGAGAGGGUGGAUUUGGACCAGUUUACAAGGGAGUGCUGGAAGAGGGACAAGAAAUUGCCGUAAAGAGACUGUCAAGGACUUCCAUGCAAGGACUUGAUGAAUACAAGAAUGAAGUUAUCUAUAUUGCCAAGCUUCAGCACCGAAAUCUUGUGAGACUUCUGGGUUGCUGCAUCCAAGGGGAAGAAAAGAUGUUGAUCUAUGAAUACAUGCCUAACAAAAGCCUGAAUUCAUACAUAUUUGAUAAAACAAAGAGCAGAUUACUUGAUUGGCCAAAGCGUUUCGACAUCAUAAAUGGAAUUGCUCGUGGCUUAUUAUAUCUUCAUCAAGAUUCUCGACUACGAAUUAUCCAUAGAGACCUUAAAGCAAGCAACAUUUUGCUAGAUACAGAUAUGAAUCCUAAGAUAUCAGAUUUUGGCUUAGCCAGAAGUGUUGCAGGAAAUGAGAUGGGAGCAAAAACACGCAAAGUGGUUGGGACACAUGGCUACAUGUCCCCAGAAUAUGCAAUAGAUGGGAUCUUCUCGGUAAAAUCAGAUGUGUUUAGCUUUGGUGUCUUGGUGUUAGAGAUUGUGAGUUGCAAGAGAAAUAGAGGAUUUUUCCAUCAAGAUCACAACCUCAACCUUCUCGGUCAUGCAUGGAAGCUUUACAAAGAAGACAGGUCCUUGGAACUAAUUGAUGAGCACCUUGCUGAUUCUUGCGAUAUUUCUCAAGUUUUAAGGUCAAUCCAAGUGGGUUUAUUAUGUGUGCAACAACAUCCAGAUGAUAGACCAAGCAUGUCUUCUGUAGUUCUGAUGUUGGCUAAUGAGAGUCUACUUCCGAAGGCUAAAGAACCAGGUUUUUUCACAGAAAGAAACAUAUUUGCUGAAGCAAAAUCAGGAUCGCAGGUUAGUUCAAAAAAUGAAGUCACAAUCACAUUGUUAGAUCCUCGGUAGAGUGUGACAAGAUAAGUCACAACCAACAAGGCAUGGGAGUUUAUAAAGUAGAUAGGUCCUUGGAACUAAUUGAUAAGCAGCCAGCUGAUUCUUGCCAUAUUUCUCAAGCUUUGAGGUCAAUCCAAGUGGGUUUAUUAUGAGUGCAAAGGGACCUGAAGAUACACCAAACAUUUUGUUCUGUGGUUCAGAUGUUGGGUAAUGAAAAUCUACUGCCAGAAGGUAAAGAAUCAGGGGUUUUUACCGAAGAAAGGUACAUGAUGCAGAAAACUCGGAACCACAGACAGGAAGUUCAAAAAAUGUAGUCACAAUCACAUUGUUAGAUCCUCGGUAGAGUGCGAACAAGAUAACUUUUUUGACUUGUGUGCACAUGAACAUUAGUUUUACAAAUAACUUAGAACUUUGAUUCUUGAAUAAUACAACAAUAUCUUAAUUAAACAGCAAUUUGGAUUUUUCUACCCAAAGAUGUUAUCUGCUUAAGAAUGAAAUCUUCUUCUA
Molecule: messenger RNA, 3289 nt
Organism: Lycium ferocissimum
Lineage: Eukaryota; Viridiplantae; Streptophyta; Magnoliopsida; Solanales; Solanaceae
Product: G-type lectin S-receptor-like serine/threonine-protein kinase At4g27290
Exons: 7
Coding region: 371-2794 (807 amino acids)
Biological process (GO): recognition of pollen; protein phosphorylation
Molecular function (GO): protein serine/threonine kinase activity; ATP binding
Source: RefSeq, a predicted model, not a curated record